GUUCGUUUAUCCAAUCCGACGCUCUACACCAGGGGUGGGGAACCUCCGGCCUCACGGCCCUCGAGGUGAGGCUCUGAUCUUCCCAGAAGAGCGCCACACUGUCAAGAUGCUUUGCAGAUUGAGUAACAAUGGAGCUCUCAUUUCCCUGCUGUGCAUCGCUGCCUUUGCCCUGAUGUAUAUAUCUUCUUCUUCAUGGAGUUCAUCUGUGUAUUUCCUCGGACGUCAGAGCUCAAGUCUUUGUGCCUGUGACAAGUGUUUAAGAGAGGCUGAUCUAUGCAUUGGGGAGCGUAUCAAUGAGUCUCCGAAGCCUUUUUUGUCAAGAAAAUAUGGAAUUUCAGAGGAAGAUUACGAUUGGUGGAAGAACAUAUAUCGGGAAGGUCAUGACUUCAGUGUCUACAAUACAACAGUGGACAAACUGUUCCAGAUGUUCCCACACAUUGCAGAUGUUGCAGAAUCCAACAAUAAACGCUGCACGACUUGUGCUGUGGUGGGGAAUUCUGGUAAUUUGAAGCGAUCACACUAUGGACCUCUCAUAGACUUUCAUGAUAUCGUAAUAAGAAUAAACCGUGGCCCUACCAAAGGCUAUGAAGCAGAUGUUGGGACUAAAACGACUCAUCGAGUAAUGUAUCCGGAGAGUGCAUCUCAUUUGGACAACGCCACUAGUCUUGUGCUGUUUCCAUUCAAAAUGAAGGAUUUUCUGUGGCUCAUUGACGCCUUCAAACAAGGGAAAAACAGUGCCGUGAACUCAAAGAGGAGAGCAAACAAGGAUUUGGUGAUGAUCCUCAAUCCAGCUCUCAUGAAAUAUGUUCAUGACAUUUGGUUAGAAGAAAAGGGCCAUCAUCCAUCCUCUGGCUUUUUGACUUUGGCUCUCAGCAUGCAAAUAUGUGAUGAAAUUGAUAUGUUGAUGGCUGCAAUGCACCUAAAAUACGAUGAUGAAUUGGCAAGAAAGAAGAAAACUGCUAGGCAAUUGUUACGACCCGGCUCGGCAAGGGAAAAGGGAGUAACAUACAACCAGAUGUUUUAUGGUAAAUAA
Molecule: messenger RNA, 1033 nt
Organism: Cottoperca gobio
Lineage: Eukaryota; Metazoa; Chordata; Actinopteri; Perciformes; Bovichtidae
Product: CMP-N-acetylneuraminate-beta-galactosamide-alpha-2,3-sialyltransferase 1-like
Exons: 7
Coding region: 107-1033 (308 amino acids)
Biological process (GO): sialylation
Cellular component (GO): membrane
Molecular function (GO): beta-galactoside (CMP) alpha-2,3-sialyltransferase activity
Source: RefSeq, a predicted model, not a curated record